Ostrinia furnacalis (Asian corn borer) is the source of this 2983-nucleotide messenger RNA. RefSeq names its product peroxisome assembly factor 2. Bases 148 to 2907 code for a protein of 919 amino acids. Gene Ontology annotation, biological process: protein import into peroxisome matrix. The record is from RefSeq and is a predicted model, not a curated record. Gene Ontology annotation, cellular component: peroxisomal membrane; cytosol. Gene Ontology annotation, molecular function: ATP binding; ATP hydrolysis activity. Lineage: Eukaryota; Metazoa; Arthropoda; Insecta; Lepidoptera; Crambidae. The transcript has 10 exons.
GUGGAUUUCGACUGGAGAUCAACAAACAAUUUUUUACUUGCUAUUUUUAAGUGCUAGAAAGUUUUUUGUAGGUCAAGAACCAACAAUACUAAGACUUGUAUUUCACGAUUUAUAAAUGAAUGCAUAUAAAGGUGGUGGCAAAUUACUAUGAAUGAACAAACUUCCAAAAAAUUAUGGGUGAUAAAAUUUUGCCUGAAAAUCAUCUAUCCAAAGUUCAACUACCAAACGUUCCUAGUCUUCCUUGCAAUAAAGCAUAGAAUUAACUAUAAUAAGAAGAUUCGACAGAAAGAUAUGAAUGGAUAUGCUGUAAAAACAAUUUCAACAAAUGCUCACAGAUUUCUAAUUCAGGAUUAUUUGGAUGAUAACCUACCAGUUCUCUUGCACAAAUGCUAUGUCAUUUCAAGGGAUGAAUUUAUACAACUAAGUAGUGAAAAUUUAUUCUAUAUAGACAAUGGAGUUCUUUGGCUUGCAAUAAAGUUAACCCCAGAAACUAAGAAGAAAUAUGGAGGAAAAAAUAAUAAAUCAGACAGUUUAUUCAAACACAACCUUAACUUCAUGACCUCUGAAAUCCACAAAAAACUAUGGAGUGACAAAUCAUGCGACAGACUGGACAACAUUAAAAUAGUGCCUGUGGUAGGGUCAAAACUUGUGGGUGAUACUGUUGCCUUUACCACAGAAAAUGAACAAUACAGUCUAAUAUCUUCGUUUGGAUUGAAGAACUACAGUGAUAUAAAAGUGUCAUUCCACCCAGUGCCAUCUUUGGAAUGUGCACCAAAAAUUGCAGCUACAGCUGAAGUAAGCCUUGUGGUUAAUGAUUAUGAUUUAUCUAAUGAUUUUAUCAAAGAAGUUUUAAGCAAUUACUUUGAGAUACCAAAGCUAGUGAGUCUGAAUGAUGUGUUCAGUAUAGAUCUCACACCAAAUAACACAACAAAGUAUCACUAUAAAUAUUUGGAUUUAGUUGAAAAUACAUGUAAACUGUAUUUCAAAUGCAAAAAGCUGGAUAGUGCAAAUGCAACAGAGGAUGAGAAAAAGGAUAGUUUAAAAGUGGCAGACAAUGUUAUCAAGCCAUAUUUCAUUGUGAAAGGGGUGACCCAGCUAAGCUUAGGAGAGAAUGUGCACACACUGAAGCCUAAAGAUGAGUUCUUUAAACUCACUGAACCAGCUUUAUUAAGUAUGUGUCCCUCUGGCUUGAAAGAAAAGUUCAAGCAAAUUCAAGAAACUAUUGCACCGUUCUUAACUGGAGAGCUUAAUGAUUUAUCUUCAUCCAUGACAAGCCCCAUUAUUCCAAUGCUACUUCUGACAGGAUCAAUGGGAUCUGGGAGGCAUUUAUUGGUGAAAAUUCUAGCCAAAUACAAUGGAAUGAAUUGUAUGCCGGUUGACUGCAAUUCUCUACAAAGCUCUACUGCCAAGCAGACUGAAAGCAAAAUCAAUGCAACAAUCCAAAAAGCCAAAACUUCAGCUCCUGUGAUAGUGUUAUUAGAUAACUUUGAGGUAUUUGCAGUGGAUCCUGAGAACAAUGAAGACUGCAGAGUGAUGGAAUACUUCAUCAACAUAAUAAAUGAGCUGUACCAGAACUACUCUAAACACCCAAUCAUAUUUAUUGCAGUCACUGAGAGGGUGGAAUUGAAACCAAAUAUUCAAAGAUUGUUCCUAGAAAAAUUCCAUAUUCCUAGAUUAAACCCACAGCAGAGGGCAGAAGUUCUGCAAUGGUUUACAUCUGUGAUGCAACUUAAUAUUAAUGGUGAAAAACCCAAGAAAUGUCUGAAUUCUUUUGAUAUCGAUGAUGAUGGGUUGUCUCUGAGUGCAAAUGCUAAAGAAGUUAUACAAAGGGUGGCAGCAAAGACAGAAACUUUUCAAUAUGGGGAUUUGGAUACUUUAGUUCAUUUUGCAUUGAGAGAGUCCUACUUGAAACAACAGAAUGCUUAUGUGACUAUAAGACCUAAUCCAGAUUUGAGACUGUUACAAGAAGAGGACUUUAAUUCAGCUUUAGAAUCAAUCAGGAGCUUGCAAAGUCACCAUUUGGAUGCUCCUAAAAUACCAAAGGUCUACUGGGAAGAUAUUGGAGGCUUAGAAAAAUUAAAGAAAGAACUUUUAAAGACAAUAGAAUUCCCAAUAAAAUACCCUCACCUAUUUAAAAACUCUAGUCUCAAAAGAUCAGGAAUUCUAUUGUAUGGUCCACCAGGUUGUGGAAAAACUUUAGUAGCAAAAGCAGUCAGUACCGAACUUAAUGUCAGUUUUCUAAGUGUGAAAGGUCCAGAAUUGCUGAACAUGUACAUUGGACAAUCUGAGGAGAAUGUUAGAAAAGUGUUCGAGUCAGCCCGCGCGUCGUCUCCGUGCAUAGUGUUCCUGGACGAGCUGGAUGCCCUGGCGCCGCGCCGUGGAGCCGCGGGAGACUCCGGUGGCGCCAGCGAUCGCGUCGUCAGCCAGCUGCUGGCUGAACUGGACGGGGUCGCCAGCGGGGACGAUGCAGAUACGUCAAGUUUCGUAUUCAUAAUGGGAGCUACAAAUCGGCCGGACUUACUAGAGCAGUCGCUCCUCCGACCAGGACGCCUGGACAAACUCAUCUACGUCGGGCCGUACAACGGCCUCUAUGAGAAGACGUGCGUCUUGAAAGCGCUGUGUCGAAACCACAAACUCCGACCCGAGGUGAAACUAGAGGACGUAUCGGCGGCGCUACCAGAGCGCUGCACGGGCGCCGACCUACUGUCCGUGGUGUCCACCGCACGCUCGGCCGCCGUGAGAGCCGUGGUCGAGAAAUUGCACAAAGGUUUAGUAAAAGAGAGUGAGCUAAGUCCUGACUCGGUGAUACUUGGGGUGUCGGAGUUGUGGCAAGGCGUCGAAUCAUUCCGGCCCUCGGUGACGGACGAAGAACUGGCGUAUUACGAAUCGCUGCAGUCACAAAUGUAAUGCUAUUACUAUGUUAUUGUUAUAAAAAUUGUUAUGAAAUAAUAUUUAUUUUAUUUAAAUAAAAUAAAUAAAUAUC